Messenger RNA from Asparagus officinalis (garden asparagus), 1236 nucleotides. RefSeq lists its product as uncharacterized. The record is from RefSeq and is a predicted model, not a curated record. NCBI's taxonomy places the organism in Eukaryota, Viridiplantae, Streptophyta, Magnoliopsida, Asparagales, Asparagaceae. Bases 1 to 1236 code for a protein of 411 amino acids. The transcript has 2 exons.
AUGUGUGGUAAACUCAAAAUUUCUCAUCUCAUUUUUGCAGAUGACUUGUUGCUCUUUGCCAAAGGUGAUCUUUACUCCAUACAAAAGCUAUAUCAAUGUGUUAAGGACUUUAGUGACACAACUGGUCUUGAAGCUAAUUUGGAUAAAUGCUCAAUUUACUUUGGUGGGGUUGAUGAUGCUAUUAAAACAGAGAUCAAAGAUUUCCUGGGGUUCUCAGAAGGGGCCAUUCCAUUCAGAUAUCUAGGGGUACCUCUCAUUUGCAAGAGGCUCACUCAUGUGGACUGUAACCCUUUGCUGGAUAGUAUUUCAAAUCAAUUUCAGAAGUGGUCAAGACAUAGCAAUUUGUCAUAUGCAGGGAAGAUUCAGGUUAUCAAAAGUGUGAUUUUGGGUAUUCAAAAUUUCUGGACAUCAAAUUUUAUACUGCCAGUAAAAGUAGUGAAGAAGAUUGAUGAAGUCUGCAGGCAAUUCCUGUGGGAAAAAUCUGAAAACUCUUCAAAAACUCCUUUGGUCUCAUGGGAUAAGGUAUGCUGUGGGAGAAGUCAAGGUGGUCUAGGGGUUUAUUCUGCAGCUAUUUGGAAUCUAGCUACUGCUAUGAGGAGUAUGUGGUACAUUCAUGUCAAUAAGGAAAUUUUAUGGGUGAAAUGGAUCCAUGGAAAUUAUUUAAAACAAAAUGAUGUAUGGAAUGUUAAAACAAAAAGAGGAGACUCUUGGAUGUGGAAGCAGCUACUUAAAUGUAGGGACAAGGCCUUACAUGAAGUGGGAGGCAUAGACAACCUGAAGAAACUACUUAAUGAUUGCUACAAAAAUUUAAAAAUCAAGCUGUCAGCAGUAUACACUGCAUUCUCCCCUGCCAUCAAAGUUCCCUGGUUUAGUACAGUGUGGGGGAAUUUGAACUACCCUAGGCACUCGUUUGUAUUGUGGCUUGCGGUGCUGAACAGGGAUGUGUGGCUAGGAAUCAUUAACUGGCUUAGAACUGAUUGGCAAACAUGUUAUUGGAACUUACUAAUGAAUUGGUAUAUCACAAGACAGAGAGGAAAAGGAUUCAAGACAAGAGUUAAGAGAUUGGUGCUUGCGGCUGCUGUGUACAGAAUUUGGGAGGAAAGGAACAGAAGGUGUUUUCAGCAGAAGUGUAGAAAUCCUGAUCAGUUGGUAAUGAUCAUCAAAACUGAUAUCUUCACCAUAUGUCUGAACAGCAACAUCACGGCUGAACAGGAAGAGUGGUUAGUAUCUUUGUAA